Botrytis cinerea B05.10 is the source of this 1814-nucleotide messenger RNA. RefSeq lists its product as hypothetical. Gene Ontology annotation, molecular function: 3'-5'-RNA exonuclease activity. The transcript has a single exon. Bases 496 to 1431 code for a protein of 311 amino acids. The record is from RefSeq and is a predicted model, not a curated record. NCBI's taxonomy places the organism in Eukaryota, Fungi, Ascomycota, Leotiomycetes, Helotiales, Sclerotiniaceae.
GCAUAUCGCGUCUCUACAAAUAUAAAGAUUACGUAGCCCAAGACUUGAGAGUAGCCCCCUCAUUGUCAUCGCGAUCGGAUCAUAUGACCCGCUACUCAAAUACCUUACUGUCUGACAAAUAACCUUCCUCUCCCUUGGUGUCUACAUAUAACGAUUUACAGCUAUAGCUAUACUGAAUUCCUCAUAUGCUCCUGCACCCAGCGACGUGCAAAAUCCCAUCCGGUCAUUUGAUGCUAAAGCGUUGUUAGGAACUAUAUCAAUAGUUCUACCAUGACAUAAACCUGUUCUCGCAGCUUCAAUUUUCUCUCAUUCUUUUGGGAUUACCCUUGGACUCUUGCACACGAAAACAUUCAUCGUGGGUUGUAAGACGAAAAACACGACUACCCGAUCGUCAUCACUAGGGUGAGUUUAAUCAGAGGUUGACAGCAAACGAUUGUGGAUUCCAUCGUUGAUUCCAAAAAUAAAUUAGCCUCUUGGUCCACUCCUCUUAACGACAUGACCCGUGAGAAGAGUUUAUCUGACUUCGAAGGAGAGAAAUUUAUCGUCUCCACUCCUUCCGAUGAUAAUAAGUCGAUCUCGAUUCCCGUUCGAGUCCUCACUCACAAUAUUCGUUAUGCAACGGAAUCCCCGUUCAAAGGAGAGGAAUUUUGGUCGGUUCGAUGUCCUCGACUGUGCUCCGAACUAGUGUUUAAUUCCACUACCCCCGAGACUUUCAUCUGUUUGCAAGAGGUUCUUCACUCUCAACUCGUUGACAUCCACGAUGCCUUGAAUGAAGGUCCUGGAAGUCAGUGGUCUUAUAUUGGAGUUGGGAGAGACGAUGGCAAACAAGCUGGAGAAUAUUCUCCCAUCUUUUAUCGUCCAGCGGUGUGGCAUCUUGUUCUCUACAAAACAUUCUGGCUCAGCGAGACUCCGGAGAAGCCUAGCUUUGGUUGGGAUGCUGGUUCUAUCAGAUUGCUUACUAUAGGUAUAUUUAUGCAUCGCAAGACGAACGAGAUUGUUGUUAUGAUGAGUACUCACUUGGAUAACGCUGGUCCUAUUUCUCGACAAAAGAGUGCUGAAAUUAUACUGGAGAAGGUCGAUCAUUACAAAAGUACUUAUACUCCCGCUGCACUGCUACUUGCUGGAGAUUUCAACAGUCCUCCAGACGAUGAAGCCUACAAGACAAUGACAUCGUCAACUUCGGGCAUGGCAGAUGUUCGAGAUCUCGUCCCUGUGAAGAAACGGUACGGAAAUGAAAUGACAUUUACAUCGUUUGGAUAUGUAGAUAAUACACCAACUCGAAUCGAUUUUAUUUUCUCUUCAAAGGAUGCACCAGUCGAUUAUGGAACCUACGCAGUGCUGAGCAAUCGCUAUGAUGAUGGAGUAUAUCUUUCGGAUCAUAGAGCGGUUGUGACUGACAUUGAAAUAUCCACGACUCAAUCUGGGCAAUGAAAUUUUGAUAGUGAUUGGACUAUCUCUGCUAUUGACUCAACAUCUUGUUACAGGGUACUUGAAAUAUCCGAAAGACUCAUCGUCAAACCGAGUCAUUUCCCAGGCACCCAAGUAAUCCAAUGGUUGUGGUUGCCUAUGGUAUAAUGUUUAGGUCAACUCCAAGAAACGAUGCCUCGAGAGGAAAGAGGGAAAUUGCGAAAGGGGCGGCUUCUUUUGAUUGUUGAGCUUGAAUAUACCUAUGAGUGAAAGAGUUUAGAGGGGUUUUAUCAUGAUACGUUCUACGAUUUAUGGUCUCAUCGUUGAUUUGUUCACGAAUGUGCGUGGAAGCUACAAUAGCCAUUUCAUACCUAUUUAUAUACCAAAUUGCCAUUCUCACUGAUUCA